Rhinocladiella mackenziei CBS 650.93 is the source of this 2106-nucleotide messenger RNA. RefSeq names its product sodium/hydrogen exchanger 3. Gene Ontology annotation, molecular function: sodium:proton antiporter activity. The transcript is spliced from 6 exons. The record is from RefSeq and is a predicted model, not a curated record. Lineage: Eukaryota; Fungi; Ascomycota; Eurotiomycetes; Chaetothyriales; Herpotrichiellaceae. Gene Ontology annotation, biological process: vacuolar acidification; sodium ion transport; proton transmembrane transport. Gene Ontology annotation, cellular component: fungal-type vacuole membrane; early endosome; late endosome. The coding region runs from base 1 to 2106 and encodes 701 amino acids.
AUGGCGUCCAACAUGGCGUCGAGUCUGGCUGGCGCGACAAUAAAUCUCCUCCGCCGACAGGUGGAAGACGUCGAUCCAGAUGAACCCUCAGAAGCCGGUCAGAAAGAAAUCUUUUCCUCAUGGGCGCUCUUCAUCCUGAUCAUGCUGCUCAUUGCCGCCCUUUUCACGAGUUAUAUUCUGCAACAGAAAAGGAUCCAGGCCGUCCAUGAAACAGUCAUCUCUAUAUUCGCCGGAAUGGUGGUCGGAUUGAUUAUACGAAUUACGCCUGGAACUGCCAUACAAGACACCGUCAGCUUCGACUAUCAGUUCUUCUUCAACCUCCUUCUCCCACCCAUCAUUCUAGCCUCUGGCUACGAGUUACAUCAGGCAAACUUUUUCCGCAAUAUCGGGACCAUUCUUACCUUUGCGUUCGCCGGAACAUUCAUUUCCGCCGUCUCGUUGGGUUUAAUUCUUUGGCUGUGGACAAGAAUCCCUUUCGACGGUUUAACCAUCACUUGGGUUGAGGCCAUUUCCGUGGGCGCAACCCUCUCCGCAACAGAUCCCGUUACUAUUCUCGCCAUCUUCAACAUCUACAAGGUCGAACCCAAACUAUAUACCGUCAUUUUCGGCGAAUCCAUCCUCAAUGAUGCCAUUGCCAUUGUCUUAUUCGAGACUGCCCAGAGGUACCGAGAAGGAGCCGCUGGAAAUUUGAACAUCAUCAGCCUAUUCGAAGCCAUUGGCAUUUUCUUGCUGGUAUUUUUUACCAGUUUAUUGAUUGGUGUAAUCGUGGGUGUCGGAACGGCUCUUGCCCUGAAAUACACUCUCGUUCGAAGAUUUCCAAAGAUCGAGAGUUGUCUGAUUGUCUUGAUCGCAUAUGCAAGCUACUUCUUUUCCAACGGCGUGCAUAUGUCAGGUAUCGUGUCACUCUUGUUCUGUGGAAUCACCCUCAAACACUACGCAUAUUACAACAUGUCGAGACGCACGCAACUCACUACCAAAUUUGUUUUCCAAAUCACCGCCCAGCUUUCCGAAAAUUUCAUCUUCAUCUAUCUCGGACUCGCCUUAUUCACGGAAACAGAUCUUGUUUUCAAACCUCUUUUUAUUCUCGUCACAGUGGUCGGUAUUUGCGGGGCGCGAUGGUUAGCGGUAUUUCCACUCUCAAGAGCAAUCAACUACAUUAUUCGGCUUCGCGCCAAACGAAAAGGUCGUGACGUGGCAGAGGAACUUCCAUGGCAUUAUCAAGCCAUGUUAUUCUGGGCAGGGCUUCGUGGUGCUGUUGGUGUUGCCCUCGCCGCGGGACUUCAAGGAAACGAAGGCCCUGCCCUCCGUGCCACUGUUCUUGUUGUCGUGGUGCUGACUGUAAUCAUCUUCGGUGGUACCACGGCCCGCAUGCUGGAAAUCCUUGGAAUUCGUACUGGUGUGGUCGAAGAAAUCGACUCGGAUGACGAAUUCGAUAUUGAAACCGCCAAUGGCGGCACAUAUUACAAGCGCUCGGGUACAGGCUUCGGUCACAAUCCCCGGUCAUCUAUCGGCCUCGACUACGUUGGCAACAGCCGGCCUGGAGGAGUAAAUGGCUCCGCCUCACGUCCCCGAAAUGACAGAGGCUAUAGUAGCAGCAAUGGUCGAUCGCCACCAUUCAGCCAAGCCAAAAAUGGGAACCACCGCAAGAACUCCACCAUCAGCCAACGCGAACGCGAAGCUGCCGCUCAGCAAGGCACGCUUUUGUCAGGUCACGGCAGCAACAGCGGUUCUACGAGUGACGAUGAAGACGCCGCCGACUUGGACCUUCCUCCCGUCGCACCCAGACGCAAACCUUCACCUUUAGCCAUGCCUCCAACAGGUCCAGAAGACCCCAAAUCCCAUUCCGCGCCCGAGAUCGGCCUGGACAACGACCAGGACCCUGCCGGUGCGGAUGGCGAUAUGGGCACUGCAGGCGUGAGAGUCACAGGAGAGUCAACGACCGGUCUCCUCAGUGGCGUCGGUGCAAGCAGUAGUAUCCGGAACUUACUCCGCGGCGCCACUGCCGACCAUACGGCCUGGUUCCGCCAGUUGGACGAAGACUUUAUCAAGCCGCACUUACUACUUGAUCAGCAUCAGGGGCAGGGCAAGGGCCCCUCACCCGUUUGA